Molecule: messenger RNA, 915 nt
Organism: Caenorhabditis briggsae
Lineage: Eukaryota; Metazoa; Nematoda; Chromadorea; Rhabditida; Rhabditidae
Exons: 4
Coding region: 1-915 (304 amino acids)
Source: RefSeq, a predicted model, not a curated record
AUGGCGAAUGAGGAUCGUCUCACCCACUAUCUUCGCGUCCGUACACUGCUAAAAGAAGGGAAACUCACAUACUGGAUGCCCGGUGACGAUAUGCUCUGGCAUUAUGUACCAGGCUCGAUCAAAAUGGCAGACCAAAUUCGAGGAUGGAAUUUCUACACCGACCCUGAAAAGCAGAUUUCCUACGACGCCCAAAUGGAACAACGGUAUCUACAAAAGUUCCGAUACAGAGAUCUGGUAACUCCCGAAGCAGACGCGGCACAUACGAAUGACCUGCCAAUGUUCCAACCGGAUGAAAUGGAUUUGGUGGAGGAUAUCGCGGAUGAAAUAGACUAUGCAAGAUUCCAACGGAUCCCACUGAAUAGACGAGGAGAUGGAAUAACAUACGUAACUCCAUUCAAUCAGCGACAACGUCUUAGACACAGGAAAAGUGAAGAGCGAGAGGAACGCAAGAAGCAAUUGCAGCAAGACGGUAACCACAACCAAGCUGAGAUUGAGUACGAACUGGUGAUCAAACUACCGAUUAGACAAACGAUCAUAAAACAUCGAAUUCAGUACGACGAAAGCAAUUCGUCAGAUGGCUGGGGACAAACAGAAUACUUGAUCGAUGGAUGGGAAAUUGGAAACAAUAUUCCACAACAACCCCAAGUUCAGGUAUCCACCAACGGCACCUCCUCCUCCUCAAAAUCAACAGCCGAUACUGAAGCAAAAAAAGACAAAGAGUGCACCUCCGAUGCAGAGAAAGCUCAAGCAAGCCACUCGUCGGAGGAGAAAGGGGAGAUUCCGGUACCACCUGCAACUAUUCCGAAGCCACCGAUCAUCGUCCCCAAAGCUAUACCAGUGGAACGAUUUCCAAGUACGAAUCAUAUGGAUCAAAAUAUUGGAUCAAAAUGGCAACCGCAAAUUGGACCAAUUUAG